AUGACAACUCUCAAGCCGCCCCCUCUGGCGACUUCAGCGGCGACGGCGCCCCCUUUGUCCUUGACCAUUCGUUUCAGCGCCAGCGUCCCCGAUCUGGACCUCGACAUCCCACACCCGUCGCAGACCACGGUCAUCUCCCUCAAGAACCUGAUCCGCGGUCGCUUGGCUGAGCCCAACUCCCAGCGACGCCUUCGCUUCAUUCAGGGCGGCAAGAUCCUUCCAGAUGGUGCAGCUCUGAGCGCCGUUCUGCGUGCGCCCCCUCCGCCGCCGCCGCGGGCCGAUGACAGGAAUCGUGGCGAUGCCAAAGGCAAAGCUGUCGCGAAUCGCCUACCGUCGCAAAGAAUCUACGUCAACUGCAGCAUCGGCGACUCGCUCACGGAUGCCGAGCUCAAGGCCGAGGCCGAGGCUGCAAGCCUCCCCGUGUCUGAAGCGCCGUCGUCCCAGUUGGGAGGAGGAGGACUGCCAUUGAGUUCGUCGUCGCCUGCAGGAGCGGGCUCCCCGGCGGGCCCCGGCACACCUGCACCAGGCAUCACCACGUCGUCUACCCCGAGGGGCUUUGAUCGGCUACUCAACGCCGGCUUCUCCGCCGCCGAGGUCAACCAGCUCCGGCUACAGUUUCGCUCCAUACACAGCUCGCGCUUCACGCCCGACACACUGCCUUCGCCCGACAGCUUCCGCCGGAUGGAAGAUUCAUGGAUCGACGACAACGGCGCCGCGGUGCCUACGACGGGUAUGGGCACGGGCUCGGGCGCCGUCGGGAGCGGUGGAUUCGACAGCGAUGAGGUUGGGCUUCUGGGCUGGCUGGAUGCCAUGAUCUGGGGCGUCGCCAUUGGCUUCCUCUGGCCCAUGGGCAGUUUCGGUUGGCUGGCGAGGCAGCACGGCAUUCACAGUGACCGAGUCAAGGUCAUGAUUGGGGCCGGUGUAUUCCUAAGUCUCCUCAUUGGCAUUGUAAGGACCAUCUCCGGAGAACAUUAA
Molecule: messenger RNA, 975 nt
Organism: Pestalotiopsis fici W106-1
Lineage: Eukaryota; Fungi; Ascomycota; Sordariomycetes; Amphisphaeriales; Sporocadaceae
Exons: 1
Coding region: 1-975 (324 amino acids)
Biological process (GO): protein processing
Cellular component (GO): Dsc E3 ubiquitin ligase complex; endoplasmic reticulum
Molecular function (GO): protein binding
Source: RefSeq, a predicted model, not a curated record